Messenger RNA from Macrobrachium nipponense, 3848 nucleotides. Its product is annotated as transcriptional repressor protein YY1-like. Gene Ontology annotation, cellular component: transcription regulator complex; PcG protein complex; chromatin. Gene Ontology annotation, molecular function: DNA-binding transcription factor activity, RNA polymerase II-specific; RNA polymerase II cis-regulatory region sequence-specific DNA binding. Gene Ontology annotation, biological process: regulation of transcription by RNA polymerase II. The record is from RefSeq and is a predicted model, not a curated record. Lineage: Eukaryota; Metazoa; Arthropoda; Malacostraca; Decapoda; Palaemonidae. The coding region runs from base 85 to 1155 and encodes 356 amino acids. The transcript is spliced from 5 exons.
GGUAGAGAUUUUCCAUCAUCAGUCCAAAGAAUGGCAGCGUAGUGUUGUUGUGUCUUGCUUAGUGCUAACAUAUAAUUAUACAUUAUGGCUUCCUCGGAUUUUGUAACCGAGGUUGAAGUCCAACCAGAAAUACAGGAAGUGGAAAUAGAGGCAAUUCCUGUUGACAUGCCAGUGGAAAGUAUGGAACAAUACGAUGGACAGCCGAUAAUCGCUCUUCAACAGUUGCCUGAACCAGGUCGGGAAGAAAUUAUAUUUCAGACCCAAGAAGAAGUCGUCGGGGAACAGGAAAUCCCCUACGAAAUACCCGUGCCCGUAGCAAAUGACGUGAUGGUUGAGAGUUCGCCGGGGCCGUCGAAAAAAUCUCAUAAGAAAGGACAGAAAAGACGAAUGAAAGAUAUCGACGACUUCGCCACGAUUGCCUCAGGUGGACAGAAAUGGGAACAGAAGCAAGUCCAGAUAAAAACGCUCGAAGGAGAAUUUUCUGUGACGAUGUGGUCAUCAGGCGUUGACGAAGAUGACCUCAGUAAUCCAGAACCUGACCCAGAUUACACUGAAUACAUGGCUGGGUCCAAUAAAAAAUUUGCCGGUAUACCUGGGGUGGACCUGUCCGACCCAAAACAACUUGCAGAAUUCGCAAAAAUAAAGCCAAAGAAGUCCAGUACAGACGAUAUAGCGAGAACUAUUGCCUGUCCGCACAAAGGUUGUAAUAAAAUGUUUCGUGAUAAUUCAGCGAUGAGGAAACAUUUGCAUACGCAUGGGCCUAGAGUACAUGUUUGUGCAGAGUGUGGUAAAGCAUUCGUUGAAUCUUCAAAACUUAAAAGACAUCAACUUGUUCAUACAGGCGAAAAACCAUUUCAGUGUACCUUUGAAGGGUGUGGUAAGAGAUUUUCUCUUGAUUUCAACCUACGAACACAUGUACGUAUUCACACGGGUGACAGACCGUAUGUUUGUCCCUUUGAUGGAUGCAACAAGAAGUUUGCUCAGAGUACCAACCUUAAGUCUCAUAUACUCACUCAUGCCAAAGCAAAAAACAACAUGCGAGCAGCUGCAAAUACCACACCUCAGUACGAGACAGACUACAAUUCUACACAGCAAUUUGUACAAGUUGAAAUGCCCUCUCCAGAGGACCAGCAGUUUGUCAUCUACACUAGCUAAACUUACCAAGAUGCCAGUGGAUAAGUUGUUAUUAUAUUUACAGUUGUAUAUUUUCUAUAAUACAGUACUGUAUAGUUUUCUCACAUUUCCGGUGGACUUUUCAAACCUGUUGAGGUUAACUGAGAAAUAUUGCAGUAAUGCUUAAAGGAGUAUGAAUGCUAUUUAUUUUAUAGAGCUGUAUGAGACUACAUAGCAUGGAUGAUUGUACAAUCAUGCUGUGCUGUAAUGGAGGUGCCAUUUGAGGCGCUGUGACUGAACAGAAGGAAACCUCAAAGCACAAAUGUGUCAUGAAAAGUUUGAGUAAGCAAGUGGUUAUGUAAGUUAAGUGUAAAGCUAGGAUGUAAAGUACAACAUUGCAGGAAAACAAACUUGUCUGGGUGUUUUUUGACUGUGUCCAUUCUCGAAUAGUGAAACUCUGGAGACGACAUUCAUACGUUAUUUUCAUACUUCAGAUGUUCCAGAUAUUUUUCAUUUGACUCCAAGGUUGGUAUCUUGUGAUCUAAUUACAUUUACAUGUCAUAUGAUGCAUCCAUGAACCUACUUUUUAAAUUGUGUAGUUGUAAUUAAGGUAAAAAGAGGAAAAUGUGGAAUGUUUGCCAUCAGUAAAUUACAAUACUGGGUAGUAAGAUUCAGGUACUACUAAGGAUUACACUUUUGUUUGUGGUUCACCAAGAGUAUGACAGUGUGAUGUGCAAGAAAUUGUAAAACACUAGUCAAAAUAUGUGCUAGUGGAUGUUACUGUUAUAUUGUUCUGGGAGUUAGCGGUAUGUAUGGACAGGUGAAUAAGUACAUAGCUUGCUUCAGUCACAUCAGAUUCUUUCAUGUUAUAUUUGAGCAGAAUUUCAUUCUUAGUAUUUGGAAAAAUAAGUGAUUUGCUAUUCACUUGAAUUAAUAUAAUGAAAAUGCCCUUAUUGUAUCCAGUAAGUGAAUAAUGGCAAAAGAAAAAUAAUAAUUUUGUAACACCUGAUAUUUUCUUUUUGAUUUAGUAAUGGAGUAUCUGGGCAAAUGAAUGCACCAGUUGCAGUACUAAAAAAUUUUGCCGAUUUGUAAUAUUAAAACAAUAUUUAGUGGAAUACUCAAUUAUUUCAGUAUUGUAGCAUGGAAUCAUAUUCAGGCAAACACUCAUAUUUUCAGAACAGGAUGUUGAGAGUUCUAGAUUCAGUUCCCUGACAAGAAGUAGGCCAGUGAACAAGGCGCAGGAUUUGAUGUGUGAGAAAAAUGUUAUGUAGAUAAUUGGUUAAUUAUAGUCUGCAAUUCUAGAUGUCACUGGAAUGGUUAGCUAAAGAAUGGAGAUAGGUUAAGACAUCCCAACUGAUAUGGAGGGUUAGAAAGAUUGAUUUUAUAACCUGUGACAAAAAAUAAAUAAAUAAGCUUCUUGUACAAGUUGGACAAAUGAUAUGCUGUACCAUUUUUCAGUGAUCAGAAGUUUACAUUUUUUGUAUGGAACAGUCAAAAGAACAUUUCACCUGUCACAUCUAGCAAACAUUUUACAGUGAUGAAGCUGGCAGUUUAGUACAAUUAAUCAUUACAAAUUAUUUUUUUACAUUAUAUGUAAAACUCUUACCCAAAUCUUUUAUUGUUCAUGAGAAAAUUGUGUAUCAUCCAUGCAAAUAACCUGGUGAAAUGUUUUGCAUAAUAGAAGAGAAAAGGGAAAGGACAUCAAUUGCUCCUCCAAUUUGGAUUUUAAUUUUAGUAAUAACUGUAAACAACUUGUUAGGGAAAAGAAUGAGGUACCAACCAUUAGUACUUUAAAAUGAACACACAGUCUAUUUCCAUAAGUAGGAGAGACAAAGACAACACAGUGUGAAAUAAAAAUAAAUAGUAUUUAACUACAGGUAUUUACUGAAGACAACUUUUUGAAUUGGGAAUCAAUUUUGUGAGAAGCAGAUUCAAAAGAUCAUUCCAUACUGUAAUGAUGUUUGUACUACUUGUCAUUUGUAGCCUGGUUGUCAGUGUCUUGUUUUUUAUAUAGAAUAAAUGGUAUGAGUAACAUUAAUAUCUGCAAUGUUGAAGAUGCAGUGCAUUACUGGAUUUAAGAGUGCACCAUGAAUUCUUAAAUCCUACAAAAUAAGGUCAAAAAGUAUUGAUGAAAGUACAUGGUGGAGCAUAAAGGUUCAAUACGUCUAAGCGUCUCGUAGACUCCUCUUUCAGAAUGAUUUUUUUUCAACAAAUUUUACUAAAACUAAAAAAGAAAAGUUAAACAGCUUGUGACUAGCAAAUUUUGUUCACAAACAUCUUUUUCAGUAUACUGUUAAUACUGCAUAGUAUUAUUUGCUGGUAUUUUUAUAUUGUAUAUUUUACAAGAAAUUAUGUCAUUCCCUUUCCAUCAAGGGAAGUUUGGUUUUAAGUUUUUUUUGAAUAGAGAAUGUGAAAUUGUUAAAUGAAUCCCCAUGUGUGGAUACAGUGUUGAAAGGUUAGCAUUAUAUGCCCAGUCUCCCAUAGUAGUGGUGCAAAUGUUACUGAUAAAAUUGUAAAGUGUAAAUAGUGAUGUGAAAAUGAAGAUCUUUUGCAUGAGGGCAGCAAGUGAUAUCCUUUAAAAAUUCAGAAGAUAGCUGCUUGGUCAUUUGUAAUAUUUAUCUAAUAUUUGGAUAAAUAAAUCGAUAUUCUUGAAAAGAAAUAUUUUCAUGCGUGAUAAAUAGGUAUGAGUAAGAUUCUUAACAUGAGAAUAUUAGUCAAUAAAAGCUUUUUGUUAA